This is a messenger RNA of Aspergillus campestris IBT 28561, 1164 nucleotides long. Its product is annotated as putative oxidoreductase, 2OG-Fe(II) oxygenase family. Bases 1 to 1164 code for a protein of 387 amino acids. The transcript has 6 exons. The record is from RefSeq and is a predicted model, not a curated record. NCBI's taxonomy places the organism in Eukaryota, Fungi, Ascomycota, Eurotiomycetes, Eurotiales, Aspergillaceae.
AUGUCCGACACACCAUCCGUGGGCGCUCCAAUCCAACUCCCCAUCCUGGACAUCUCCAACCCCGACGAUGUCGCAACGGGGCAAGCCAUGCUCGCCGCCGCCGCACGGUACGGCUUCCUCUACGUCGACAGCCAGGGCUCCGACUUUUCCACCGAGGAUGUGAAGAAGGCAUUUGAACUGUCCAAGCAAUUCUUCUUGUCUCCUGUGGAGGAAAAAGCAGCCUGUCCAAUUCAGACCAAUAACCGAGGCUGGUCCGGCAUGCAUGCAGAGACUUUGGACCCUGAGCAUCAGCGAACCGGAGAUUUCAAAGAAGCCAUGAACUUCGGCGAAUUUCAAAACGGCAAAGCCCAGCAACCACUCCCACAAUCCCUCUCCACGCACGAGGCCGAAAUCGCCCAUUUCGCAGACCUCUGCACGCGGACCUGCAACCGCAUUCUCAAGCUACUAGCUUUAGGGCUUGAGUGUUUACUAACAACCCAGAUCCCACCCGACUUCUUCACAACCCGCCACGACCCCCACCAAGGCCCCACAGGCUCCAUCCUCCGCUACCUAUACUACCCGUCCAUCUCGUCCCCCACAACAGCAUCCUACAAGCAUGACGUCGACGUCCGCGCCGGUGCGCACUCCGACUACGGCAGUAUCACGCUGCUGUUUCAACGGCCGGGACAGCCAGGUCUAGAAAUCCUCCCUCCGGCAGAAACAGAUCACAACAACAGCACCAACUGGGCGCCCGUCCCAGUCCAACCCAACCAACAAACCGAAUCCAAAUCCGAAUCUGAAUCCAAAGAAGAAGGGGAAUACGCAUUCCCCCCAAUCCUAGUCAACAUCGGCGACCUGCUCAGCUACUGGACCGACGGGCUCCUCAAAUCAACAGUGCACCGUGUCGUAUUCCCCCUCUCAGAGCAGCGCGCGCCGAGCCCGCAGGACAGGUACAGUAUAGUAUUCUUCUGCCAUCCACGGGAUACAACAGAGCUGGUACCUGUUCCCAGCGAAGUGGUGGCUUCUUAUCGGAGACAGCGACAGGGAGUUCAAGGAGGAGGGGACGAGAGGGUUGGGUUUGGGGGCGGAGCGGGGGCGCUUGAGCCUGGGAAGCGCGCGCUGACGGCCUAUGAGCAUCUUAUGUCACGGUUGGCUGCUACGUAUGGGGAGAGGAAGGAGGCGUAG